Messenger RNA from Aspergillus oryzae RIB40, 1230 nucleotides. Its product is annotated as CobW family GTP-binding protein. The transcript is spliced from 5 exons. Bases 1 to 1230 code for a protein of 409 amino acids. The record is from RefSeq and is a predicted model, not a curated record. Lineage: Eukaryota; Fungi; Ascomycota; Eurotiomycetes; Eurotiales; Aspergillaceae. Gene Ontology annotation, cellular component: cytoplasm.
AUGGCAGAUAGAGAAGAUGACGAAGCCCCUCCAGCACUGGUAGAUCUCUCUCAGAUACCAGAUGCGGAACAGCAAGACGCGACAAACAUCUCAUCCGCGGAUGCGCCGCCGGAGAGUCGGGUGCCUAUUACGCUUGUAACCGGAUAUCUUGGCGCAGGAAAAACUACACUGUUAAAUUACAUUCUCAAUGAAAAACAUGGCAAGAAGAUUGCCGUGAUAAUGAAUGUGCUUAUGCUAAUACGUAACCAAGCCACGGACAUCGAGAAGCCAUUGACAGUUAACCAGGAUGGCCAAGAAUUCACCGAGUGGAUGGAAGUCGGGAAUGGUUGCAUCUGCUGCUCAGUCAAAGACUCUGGCGUAAUGGCCAUCGAGUCCCUUAUGGAGCGCCGAGGAACCUUCGACUACAUUUUGCUGGAAACAACCGGCCUUGCCGACCCAGGCAAUAUCGCUCCUGUAUUCUGGGUCGACGAUAACCUCGGCAGUUCCAUCUACUUAGACGGAAUCGUCACUCUUGUUGACGCGAAGAAUAUCCUACAUCUUCUAGAUGAGCCCACUCCUGAGGAAACAGUGUCCAGUCACGAAAAAGAAGAAGACCAUGACCAUACCCAUUCGGGACCCGUACUAUCCAUGGCCCACAUGCAAAUUUCGCAUGCGGACGUGAUCAUCCUGAAUAAGGCUGAUCUCGUCACUCCGGAGGAACUCAAUAAAGUCCGAGAACGAGUGCAAGCCAUCAACAGUGUCGCUAAGAUCCAUGUAACCGAUCACAGUAAGACACCUCAGAUUGAAGGCGUUGUGUUGGAUCUGCAUGCCUACGAUCAUUUGGCUAGUCUGGAUUUUGGCGAAAAAGGGCAUAGCCAUAUUGAUCCGGCUAUCUCUACGAUCGCAAUAACAACCCCUCCCAUCCCAUCUGAAAAGAUUCCGCUCGUAGAUGCCUGGCUCCGCUCCGUCCUUUGGGACUCUUCUCUUCCACCUGCGGAAUCUCAAUCUGAACCUCAGUCUCAUCCAGCUGAUUUCGAUAUUCACCGCCUCAAAGGCAUAUUGAUCACAAAGGAUGAUUCCAGCAGGGUUAUUCAGGCUGUCCGGGACGUGUUUGAGAUCAGGGAUGCCGAGCCAACGUCAUCUGAUGAAGGCCAGAAGCAGUGUAAGAUUGUACUCAUUGGCCGAGGACUUGGGCCGGAUGCACAGCCGUGGCAAAGGAGUUUUGAGGCCUUUUUAGAGAGGGAUGAGUAG